Mytilus californianus (California mussel) is the source of this 1252-nucleotide messenger RNA. Its product is annotated as visual system homeobox 2-like. Gene Ontology annotation, molecular function: sequence-specific double-stranded DNA binding; DNA-binding transcription factor activity, RNA polymerase II-specific. The transcript has 5 exons. Gene Ontology annotation, cellular component: nucleus. The record is from RefSeq and is a predicted model, not a curated record. NCBI's taxonomy places the organism in Eukaryota, Metazoa, Mollusca, Bivalvia, Mytilida, Mytilidae. The coding region runs from base 6 to 1118 and encodes 370 amino acids. Gene Ontology annotation, biological process: regulation of transcription by RNA polymerase II.
GAAAAAUGAUGAAUUUUGCCCAUCAUCCAAGCUAUGCAGCCGCGCUUGGGAUGACAGCCGCUAGUACUUUAGGAUUCUCGGCAAAUUUUGCUUCACAUAAUCUACACACUGCCGAAAAUACAGACAGAACAUUUUCACAUUCUAGAAAUUCAUUCGCUAUUCAGGAGCUUUUAGGACUUCGAAGUGAGGAUGAAGAAAAAGCAAGGACAACUCACAGUGACGCUUUGAUUUCUCCUUCUGCGUAUUUGGCCACCUCUCUGGCACCGUUAGGGAGCCCGGGGCUUAAGGAAUCCGCUGCUAGCUUGCCUUAUUCCAGUUGGCGGUCAACUUUUAUAAAUGCUCUAAAUAAUUCUGCUCAGACUGUAUUCGGCAUAGGAGCGGGUCAAGGAUUACCAAAAGGCGAUAUAAAAUCAAAUUUAGAACAUAGUAUUGGUGAUAAAGGAAGUGUUGAUAGUCUAGAUGGAACGACUAUUGGAGGGAAGAAAAAGAAGAAGAAGCGACGUCAUAGAACAAUUUUUACAAGUUAUCAACUUGAAGAACUUGAAAAGGCGUUCAAAGAGGCUCACUACCCGGAUGUGUACGCACGUGAGGUUCUAGCACUCAAAACAAGUCUCCCCGAGGACAGAAUUCAGGUUUGGUUUCAAAAUAGAAGAGCUAAAUGGAGAAAGACAGAGAAAACUUGGGGAAGAAGUAGUAUCAUGGCAGAGUAUGGGCUUUAUGGAGCCAUGGUUAGGCAUUCACUUCCGCUUCCGGAAACCAUUAUUAAAAGUGCUGAACGUGGAGUGAUGGAUUCAUGUGCACCAUGGUUAUUAAAUUUGUCCUCAGGUAUGCACAAAAAGUCCAUUGAAGCAGCCAAGACCUUCAAAGACGUUGAUGAACAAUCAUCGGAUGAUGGCAAGAGUACUAAAGACAAAGACGAAAUGCGUUCAGAAAGUAUCGCUACGUUACGAGCCAAAGCUUUUGAACAUAGUGCCAAAAUAAACUGUGAUCAAUCGGAACACGAGGACACAAAAUCUGUUAAUGAACAUGAACACUAUGGAACAUACCAAAGCAGAUUUGAGGAACCUGGGAAGGAUUCUUUAGGUGAAAGUUCACAGGACGAGAUUGAUGUUGAAUAAAUAUUUGUCAUUAAUUUAUUGUUAAAUUUCGUUUUAAUGUGUUUUUUUUUUAUUAUUCUCAUUAUAUCUAUAUUAUAAAUAUUAUUGUUUGAUUAUAUUGCUAUAUAUAUGACCAUUAAAUAUCAUUUGCAAGA